Molecule: messenger RNA, 1644 nt
Organism: Anoplopoma fimbria (sablefish)
Lineage: Eukaryota; Metazoa; Chordata; Actinopteri; Perciformes; Anoplopomatidae
Gene: mcoln3a
Product: mucolipin TRP cation channel 3a
Exons: 12
Coding region: 16-1644 (542 amino acids)
Cellular component (GO): plasma membrane; lysosomal membrane
Molecular function (GO): NAADP-sensitive calcium-release channel activity
Source: RefSeq, a predicted model, not a curated record
CUGUAGUUGAGUGUAAUGGAGGAGCCUGAGUCGCUGUUGGCCUCGAGGUCAGAGGAGACGAGGGUCAACGGACGCUGCAGAUGGAGCGCUCCCACUCUGGAUACCAAGGUGGUGGAGGACUUCAGGCGGAGGCUCAAGUACUUCUUCAUGAACCCCUGUGAGAAAUACAAGGCCCGAGGUCGCAAACCAUGGAAACUGAUGUUACAAAUAUUAAAGAUUGCAAUCAUCACGAUCCAGUUAGUCUCUUUCGGCCUGAGCAACGAAAUGAUGGUCACCUUCAAAGAUGAAAACCUGAUGACAUUCAGACACCUGUUUCUAAAAGGAUACAAGGACCACCGUAUGGGAGGCUAUGCACUGUACACCAAAGCAGAUGUGUGUGAUCACAUCGACUACGUUAUCAACAGGUACAUUAAUCUCCAAAACCUGACAGUUGGUAAUCUUGCAUACGAGAGCGUUGACGGCAAUUACACGCCUCUGUCUGUCUGUCAAGAGUUUUACAGAAACAGCAGCAUCGAUCCUGAAAAUGAGACCUUUGACAUUGAUCCACAUAUUGCUAAAGAUUGCGUUUCCAUUUAUCCUGCGCAGCGGUUUGACGACAACAGUUCGAACUUCUCUUUAGAUUUCAGAAGGCUGCUAUCUGUGAACAUCUACCUCACUCUGAAAACAAUCAACCUGCAGACUGUGCGGCACCACGAGCUACCAGACUGUUAUGACUUCAACAUAAUGAUAAAGUUUGAUAACCGUGCGCACAGUGGAAAGAUAAAGGUCGAUGUUGAGAAUGAUGUCAGAAUUUAUGAAUGCAGAGACUGGAACGUGGAAGGAGCUUCGGGUAAGAACGAUUACCUCCUCCUGCUGUUUGACUCCGUGGUCAUCCUCGCCUGCUUCAUCUCUCUCAUCCUCUGCACGCGAUCGGUCAUCAAUGGCAUCCAGCUCCAGUUUGAGUUCAACAUCUUCUUCCAUGCGUACUACAAUAAAAUAGUGUCCUGGUCAGACCGCAUGGAGUUUGUGAACGGCUGGUACAUCCUCAUCAUUGUGAGCGACACACUGACCAUCGCUGGGUCAGCACUCAAAAUUGGAAUACAAACAAAGUACCUGACAAACUACGACGUCUGCAGUAUCUUGCUGGGAACAGCCACAAUGCUCGUCUGGGUCGGCGUGAUGCGUUACCUUGGUUUCUUCAAGAAAUACAACAUAUUAAUCUUAACCCUAAGGGCGGCGUUCCCAAACGUGAUCCGAUUCUGCUGUUGUGCGGCCAUGAUCUACCUCGGCUACUGCUUCUGUGGCUGGAUCGUCCUUGGGCCUUACCACGAAAAAUUUCGAACGCUCGACAAGGUGACAGAGUGCCUCUUCUCGCUCAUCAACGGGGACGACAUAUACGGCACCUUCCUGAAGAUGAGACACGAGGGCUACAUGGUGUGGCUUUUCAGCAGAAUCUACCUCUACUCCUUCAUCUCCCUCUUCAUCUACAUGGUGCUCAGCCUCUUCAUCGCCCUCAUAACUGAUACUUAUGAGACCAUCAAGCAUCAUCAGCAAGACAAAGUGCUGGUGUCCCAGCUUCAGGCCUUCAUAGCAGAGUGCAGGGACAAGCCUGACUCUGGAAGAUACCAGACUGGUGAAGAACCGGCCUGCUGCUGCUUUGGAUGA